CAAUCAUGCUAUGUCGGACAGUUCUCAUCUAUUUUUAUUAAGUUCUACGAAUUUUUGUUUUACAUCUUUGUAUUGUAAUUCUAUUGCUUUUAAACAUAUCUUUAGUGCUAAAAGUUCAGAACCACACAAUUUUUUUUCAGGAUUUGGAGGCUAGGGGGACAUCUGGUAGUAGUUUUUCUUUUCUUAGACUUCAUUUUAAUUUUAAUCCCAUAGGUGAUGUUUAAAUGUCAAGCAAAUGUUAGUGUAGACUGAUAUGAUGCAAUAUUGGGAUUGUUACACCUGCUACCCUGAUGGUGUGAUUAAAAUUUUAAACCCAGAAAACAAAAAGGCUCUCUCUAUUACCUUUGAAAGGCCAUCUUAUUGCAGAUGAAUGCGAGAGUCGAGGGAGAGGUUGAUAUAGGGUGCUAGUGGUUGUUCUACAUACUUUUCCCCAGCUUUGCAAUGCAAUUAGGUUUUGACAGAUCCUUUGGAAAUCUGACUUUUACUUCGCUUCCCGGCCUUGAAUAGAAUGGAGAUUUGGUGGAUCAGACUAUGAAAGCAUGUCGUAGGCAGGAUUCUCUUGGUCGAGUUAGUAUUUGGUGAUGUGUCAUGAAAUUAUCAAUGUCUGACUUUUGUUGAUGUUAUGCAUUCUCCUUUUAUGGUAGAGGCUUUUGUUGUUCCAAUCUGUAUCCAUGCGUCUUAUAAUCCUGGUUGUGGUUUUAUUGGGUAGAUUCUGUUCCAGUGUGUAACUUGUUUGUAGUUUAAGGUGACUAAAGUUAUGGGGCAUAGACAUCCGUUCAACGCAUCUCAAAUUUUUGAGAGUGAAAAUGAUCCGAAUUGGAACCAUAUGAACACAGAACACCCAUUUGGACAUCUGGCUAGGGCUGGGGCGGGAGAGAAUGGUUCUUUGUUUUAUCCAGUGGAAAAUAUGUUCAAUGAUGGAAUGCAUUUUCCUUCGAAUUGGAACCCGCCUAUGAGGUCAUAUGGGUAUUCUCCCUUGAGCCACAGUGUUGAUAUGCCACCUCAAUAUCAACCGGAUGCUUCUGGUCCAUCUCAUGAUCCUUUUCAACAUCCACCAAGUGCUAGUACUUUUGGUAUGGCCAGUGGAAACUAUGCUCACCAUCCAUCUUCGUCCAGCUAUGACCGUCGAGCAUUCCAUGGUGUUGAGGGUGGUUUUGUUGAUCUCACAAUGAGCAAUGGAAGAGGGCCACACAAGCGAAAAAGUCCUGGGAUCCCUUCUGUAGCAGAGAGAGGCAGCACGAGCAGAUACUACAGCGCUGGAAGUUCAUCUGACCUCUCUAGAUCUACAGAAUUACAGCAGGAGAAAGUAAACAUAGAUACCCCACACAUGCCGUGGGAUCACAUGACUAUGAUUCACCCCAGCUAUAGAGGGAAUGACCCAACAAGUAGGGGUGAGGGAUCUAUGAGAAAUGUGAGAAGUCGGUCAGAACAUGAUUUGGAGUCCAACCUAGCAAGGACACAUUUGUCGAACAAUCCUAUACAUAGUUCGUAUUCUGCAAAUUUCCCUGUUGACCACCCUAGUACGAUUGAUCUUUCGGGUCAGAGCUCCAAUGUUUUAGCCCCUGAAUGGAACCAUAUUAGCGUAUCACCUCCUCAUGGAAGGAUUUUACCUUCAGAUACAAGUGGUUUUAGUCAUGAUCCCAACCACUUCCUUGUAGGCAGCAGUAUGGUUAAUGCUUCUGCCGAAGCUGGUGUAUACCACCAUGAUUUCAUUCCAACCAGGAGUGCUGCUGUUCCUCCAAGUUAUCCUGGUGCCUUACCCCAUACUGUAAGGGGAGUUCGCAGUAACUAUUCUCAAAGAUCUAGCCCAACCUUGAGGGCUUCUUCAAGCAGCAUGAGGUUUGGGCCUGUGACACAUCCAGAUGAAGGAUUGCAGUUGGUAUCUGAGAGUUACCCAAGACAUCCUAGGCCAGUGGCUACAGUUGGGUGGCGUAACAGCGACAGGAAUGGUAGAUCAAGGAUGUCUAAUGAUAGAUAUCGAGUUUCUGAAGAGACUAGUCUCCAUGAUCGGUUUUCAUCUGAGGGUUUUAUGAUUGCUGAUCGGCCAGCUUUCUAUGGUUCCAGAAGUAUGCUUGAUCAUCAUAGAGACUUGAGACUAGACAUAGACAACAUGAGUUACGAGGAACUCCUUGCAUUGGGGGAAAGGAUUGGGCAUGUCAACACAGGUGUAUCUGAAGAUCUAAUACCGAAGUGUUUGACAGAAACAAUAUAUUGUUCUUCAGACCUAAACCAGGAGGAAGGCACAUGUGUAAUCUGCCUGGAAGAGUACGAGGAUAGGGAUGAUGUUGCAGCACUGAAAACGUGCGGCCAUGAUUACCAUGUGACUUGCAUCAAAAAGUGGUUGUCAAUGAAAAAUUCUUGUCCGAUCUGCAAAGGUUCUGCUCUUGCCGAUAAUACUAAGGGGAAAUAAAUUAUGCUUCAUUAUAUGGCAUUCUUGUAUAUAUGUUUAGGGAUAAUCCUCCAAUGGAGGAAAGGACUUGCUUUAUGAAGUUGUAAAGGGAAUGCUGGCCAGUUUCAGUCCAUUUGUUUCAGGCUUCCACUUCAAUAUUGUGAAGCCUUUUUGGAGUCCCAUAUUUUUGUAUGGGUCUUUAAUGCAAAAGAAGAUGUGAUUGAUGAUACCAUGCUUCUGCAUGUUUUAUUUUGAAAACU
Rosa chinensis is the source of this 2649-nucleotide messenger RNA. RefSeq names its product E3 ubiquitin-protein ligase MBR2. Gene Ontology annotation, molecular function: ubiquitin protein ligase activity. The record is from RefSeq and is a predicted model, not a curated record. NCBI's taxonomy places the organism in Eukaryota, Viridiplantae, Streptophyta, Magnoliopsida, Rosales, Rosaceae. Bases 758 to 2410 code for a protein of 550 amino acids. The transcript has 8 exons.